GUGUGUUUGUUAUAAAGUCAAUGCAAUCAAAAGGUGCCCUUUGAUUGCGCUGUUAAUCUGGUUAUUUAAAUUUUAGCCUUUUUGGGGUUCCAAAAAGAUUCAAUGUUGAGAACUCUGAAAGAGGGGGAAAAAACAGGGUUUGGAAGUGAAAGGAAGGGGAGAUAUUUGGAAUGAUGGAAGGGUUGAAUUUGUUGGAGCUCAGCAUGGGUGUGGUGCUAUAAUUACAUCAACUUUUAAAUAUUUUGAGUGGCCUUGUCUGUUCUGUUAUAAAGGUUUGAAGAAUUUACUCCGUUAGUGUUUGUCUGUGAUGAAAUUAAGGCGUAAACACUACAUGCCUUCUUGUGCUUUUCACCUUAGAGUAAUCUCUUAACUUCCAAUCAAUUCAUUUUUCAGCUUUUGAUUUCAUGGAGAACGAGAUCGAAACUGUUUUCAUCUUGAUCGUUAUAUGUUUAGCAUUAUUGGACUCGAAAUGAAGUUUCUUUCUUCAUGAUUUCAACACUAAGACUGAGUUUCAAUGAGUGAUCAUUUGUGUGUAAUCUGAAAUCAAAUUUUGUACUAUCAUAUAUCUAGAUCAUUACGGGAACACAUGGGCAUAAUUAAAAGAACAUAUGACCUAUACAACUAGGGAGUAAAAUUCUUACAAAACCUUCAAUAUUUUGAUUUGAUGGCCUGACAUCUUGUUUCUCUAAACGAUAUUUCAUUUCAUUCUAUACUUGCACAAUACUUGUUUUUUUCUGUCGUGUAAAAUGUGCUUUUCAAUUACCAUUUUCGAUGUUGAUGAACUAACUUUUUGUUACAACAACCAAUGGUGGCAUCUUUUUUUCCUCUUCUUUGGCACUAGCCUCGCAUGACACAAGCCUUCCACUUUAUACUGAAGCAGGCUUCUGAAUUCAGGUCGAUGGAGAUGAAAUUUAUUGGAAGGCAAAGAAGCAAGAUGAAGAAUCAGAAUUUUCAGAAAAUUCUCCUCACAUAAUAUCACAAUUAGCUCAGUGCUUUUGUGAGUGAAAAUAGUAGUCAAUUUAAAGUAUUAGUUUUUUUGAUAAGAUGUCUUCCCUCUUCUUAUGCUUACUUCUCGCUUCAUUUACUUGUAAAUCCUCCCCAUUUUUGUACUAGAGAAUAGAUUUCGUGAACCAUUUUGUUAUACUCUGCUUCCGUGUACCUUUGUUUGAAAUUAGUGAAACAUAUAACUGAGUUGCUGCUAAUGUGGUUUGUUCUUGAUAAUGUUGAUUGCUUAAGUGUAUAAAGAUUUCAGCAUUUUUUGGCGUAAAAUAUCUCGAACAUCUUUAUCUGAUUGGUUGAGUGGCAAUUGCAGAGUUCAUAUUACUAUCUCUGUACUUAUGAAACGUUUUCCUUGAUAGCUAAUGCUAUGGUUGGUCCAAGAGCGUGGAUAGGAGGAAUAUUUACCAGAUCAGGCAAUAAGCGUUUUGGCAGUAAUAAGUUUCUUGACUACCCUUUCACUCCUGAACAGGAAGAGAAUCUUCAGAUGCUUCAAGAACGAAUAGGAGUACCUUUUGAGGAAACUUGCUUUGGUCAUCAACUAGCUCUUCACACGUUGUGGGAUCUGUCCUUUCCAAAUGUUAAGCUCAAAGGCUUAAUAUCUGAUCAGUGGAAGGAUAUGGGAUGGCAAGGAUCUAACCCAGCAACGGACUUCAGGGGUUGUGGCUUCAUUUCACUUGAGAAUUUGAUAUUUUUUGGAAGAAAUUAUCCGGCUUCUUUUCAUAGGUUACUUUUCAAGCAAACUGGAGAACGGGCAGAAUGGGAAUAUCCAUUUGCUGUGGCUGGAGUUAAUGUAUCAUUUAUGCUAAUUCAAAUGUUGGAUUUGCAGUCUGCGAAACCAAAGAGCCUUCCAGGAAUCAAUUUCGUCAAAUUGUUGGGAGAAAAUGAAGACGCAUUCGAUUUGUUAUAUUGUAUAGCUUUUGCAAUGAUGGAUGCCCAAUGGCUGGCAAUGCAUGCGUCAUACAUGGACUUCAAUGAAGUCUUGCGCGUAACCAGGGUACAAUUGGAAAGAGAGUUGUCAUUAGAAGAUGUUCACAAGAUACAAGAUCUCCCAGCCUACAAUUUAUUGUACAACUAAAUUCUUCUCCUUCCAACCCUCCCUUCAUUAGAAGCUGAACUUGUGCGCUUCAUAGUGUACCAUCAGCUCGGCAUAUGUACAUAGGCCUUAGGAGCUAAUGAAGCAUUCAGAGCGACAGCAAUAUUAUGGUUCGUUCAUGGAGAAGAUGGAUGGUCUUGGACUUCCAUUUUGAUAUGCAAUAUGUAGUUAGACAGAAUGUAAGGGGUUGCAACUUAUAAGGUCAAAAUUCCGCUCAGAGGGCUAGCUUAAUUCUUGUUCUUAAAUGGGAUUAUUUCGGGAAUCUAUGCUGCUUCUAAGAUCUGGGCAUUGAAUGCCAGUGGUACAGUGUCUUUUUUCCCCUUCUGUGUGGUUUUUGCGCUUUUUGUGGUGAGAAGAUGGGAGAUUUUUGAUUCCCAAAGAUGGUCAGUAUUCUUGAUAACAUGCUAUUUGGUGUAAGGAUACUCUUAGUCCAACAGAAAAAUGAUAAAGGGUUUUUACCACGAAGACAAAAAAAAUCAUAAUCAAC
Molecule: messenger RNA, 2579 nt
Organism: Oldenlandia corymbosa var. corymbosa
Lineage: Eukaryota; Viridiplantae; Streptophyta; Magnoliopsida; Gentianales; Rubiaceae
Source: the annotation of a GenBank genome assembly